This is a messenger RNA of Aplosporella prunicola CBS 121167, 1649 nucleotides long. RefSeq lists its product as uncharacterized. NCBI's taxonomy places the organism in Eukaryota, Fungi, Ascomycota, Dothideomycetes, Botryosphaeriales, Aplosporellaceae. Gene Ontology annotation, molecular function: pyridoxal phosphate binding; threonine racemase activity; serine racemase activity. The transcript is spliced from 2 exons. The record is from RefSeq and is a predicted model, not a curated record. Bases 74 to 1267 code for a protein of 397 amino acids. Gene Ontology annotation, biological process: pyruvate biosynthetic process; D-serine biosynthetic process; L-serine metabolic process.
CGCAGUGGAAUAUAUACAAAAUUGAGCACUGUCGCUCCGGCCUUCACCCCUCACAACCCUCUGCACCCUUUCAAUGGCUGACAAAACCAAGUGCCCGCCUCUCACGCGCGACUCGGUCAUCGCCGCCCACGAGGCCAUCAAGCCGCACAUCCACCGCACCCCCGUGCUCACCAGCCGCACGCUGUCGGGCUUCGCGUCGACGCCGCAGACACCCGAUGACCUGAAGGGCACCGAGUAUGAGGGCCAGGCGCCCGCCCGCCCCAAGAUGAACCUCUUCUUCAAGUGCGAGAACUACCAGCGCGUCGGCGCCUUCAAGGCCAGAGGCGCCUUUCACGCUCUCUCGCGCUUGACUGACGAGGAGUUGAGCCGCGGCGUGGUGACGCACAGCUCUGGCAACCACGCCGCAGCCCUCGCCCUCGCCGCCCGCACCCGCGGCGUAAAAGCCUACAUCGUAAUGCCCACAAUCUCGACGCCCUCCAAAAUCGCCGCCACGCGCGGCCACGGCGCGGAGAUCAUCUUCAGCGGCUCGACAUCUGAAGAGCGAGAAGCAGUAGUCGAGGAAGUGAUUGCGCGGACGGGGGCGCUGCUCGUGCCGCCCUACGACCACCCCGACAUCAUGCUAGGGCAAGGCACGCUCGCGCUGGAAUUCGAGCAGCAAACGCAAGAGCUGGUAGCCGCGACACCCACACUCAGCAUCACGGGCGCGGGCGCCCUCGACGCCGUCAUCGCCCCCUGCGGCGGCGGCGGCAUGCUCUCGGGCGUCGCGACCGCGCUCGCCGGCACCGGCACCCGCGUCUUUGGCGCCGAGCCCGCGUUCCAGGGCGCGGACGACGCGCGCCGCGGCCUCGCGCAGGGCAGGCGCAUCACGUCCGUCAAGUCGCUGACGAUUGCGGAUGGGGUGCGCACGCCUGUGGGCGAGAUCCCGUGGUCCGUUAUUAGCGACCCUAGUAAAUUGCGUGCCAUCUUCGCUGUCUCUGAGGAGCAGAUCAAGUCCGCUAUGCGCCUGCUGCUGGAGCGCAUGAAGGCGUUUGUCGAACCCACGGCUGCGCUGGGCUUGGCCGUGUGCUUGUACAAUGAGGAGUUUCGCCGGCUUGUGGAGCGCGAGGCUGGAGACAAGGGCUGGAAUGUCGGUGUUGUGUUGAGUGGGGGGAACACUACCAUGGAGGCUAUCAGCAAGCUCUUCUCUGCGCCGGCGCCCGAGGCGGAAAGAGCCGAGGGCGUGCUUGGGAAGCAGGGUGAGCGGGUCGCAGAGAAUGUUGCUGGGUAGGUACGGAUUGGUUUGAAAACGGCCGAAAGUCCUGCGCAGCAGCAUUCAGUCAUAGCCCCACAAGUGCCUUCAUCAGGACAUAGAUAUGUUCCCAGCCAUACCCGCACAACGUCCUUCGUACCCAUCCAGUGUACGCAAGACGAGGGUGCGGUGCUGUCAAGGGAGGUGGCAAAUGAGGGUCGAGUCGGGCUGGACGUGGUAGUGAAAGCUAGCAAGAGGUAGGUAUAAAUCCAAUCUAAAGUAAAGCUCCCGCGACCACGGAGUCGACAUACGAAAACGCGUCGGCGGAUCGUUCAUGCGAGCUGCAAACCACUACGGCAACAGUGGCAGACAUGAUAGCAGUAGGUAGCAACAGCCAUAAACAAAGAACCUAUCUUCGCCG